This is a messenger RNA of Rhopalosiphum maidis (corn leaf aphid), 761 nucleotides long. It is a transcript of the gene mRpS18A, whose product is annotated as 28S ribosomal protein S18a, mitochondrial. The transcript has 4 exons. Gene Ontology annotation, molecular function: structural constituent of ribosome; small ribosomal subunit rRNA binding. The record is from RefSeq and is a predicted model, not a curated record. Gene Ontology annotation, biological process: mitochondrial translation. NCBI's taxonomy places the organism in Eukaryota, Metazoa, Arthropoda, Insecta, Hemiptera, Aphididae. Gene Ontology annotation, cellular component: ribosome; mitochondrial small ribosomal subunit. Bases 124 to 672 code for a protein of 182 amino acids.
UUAAUCAGUAAAAUCGUGUUUUUAUGCUGUCGGAACUCCCGUGGAGACUGAAGGGAUCUAGAUAGUUUCAAUUACUUCGUUAGAAAACUGUUCACGUUUCAAAUAUAUUUCAUAAGCAACAAAAUGUUCAAAACACCAAUGUCAGGUAUUUUAUUUGGCGCGAGCAAAGUAUCCACAAAAUUGUUCGUGCCUAGCAGUGGUUUGCAUGUAACGGCACCAAUGAAGCUGAAAGAGAUCCAUGCAAACAAAGUUGGCAGCAAGUUGAUUAUUGAAGGAUCAUAUAUACCGUCUCCUAGGAAAGAUCACGUUAUCCAGAACAACAGCGAAUGCUGUUCAUUGUGCAAUCUUGGUUUAAACGUCAAACACACGGAUGUAUUGAUUCUUAGCCAAUUUGUACGACCCGACGGUUGUAUGAUGCCUCAACGAAUUACUGGUCUCUGCAAAACUCAACAAAAGAGAAUGUCUAAAUUGGUGUCUAUGGCGCAUAAAGCAGGUUUAAUGUGUAAUUUAGCUCCAGACAAUAGUAAAAAGGAUCCCACUAAAAGAAAGUUAUGGAAGAAAUACAAUACUUACUUCGAUGAAUCUACCAUUAAAAUUUACGAAAGUCAUUUCAAAACAGUUAAAGAAAACAUUAUACUUGACUAUAUGAAAUCGAAAAAAUCAGAAAAUUAAUUAAUUGAUAAUAAUCAACAAUAUUAAAAGUUAAGAGUAGGUAUUCUGUAAUUUUUCUUAUUAUUAAAAUAAAACAUUUGUAAUAAUUA